AUGUCUGACACCUACUCCAGUACCUCUCUCCCGUCCUCCAAGGCUACAACAUACAAACCCCACAGCAACACGUUUUCCUCCUCAUUCUCCUCCCCCACUCCAGAAGAACACUUUACCCUUGGCAGCAGGCUUAGUGACAGGACCACAGUUUAUGCGAGCCAUGAGAGCGAGCCAGAGGCAAAACCAAAAUAUGAGUGGAGGAGGAGCUUGGUGGAGCAGGAGGAGCCUGCUGCACCUGCAGGUGAAAGAGAGGGACAGAGGGAGGGAGAGGCAGAGUCAGAGAGGAUAAAGUCAAGCUGGGAGUCACAACAACUCUCUGUGUCCGGCUUCUCCUCGGCACUUCAAACCAGCUGCACCGACAGUUUCCUAGAAGAAAACAACGACGAUUCAUCUCGAUUUACUGGAUUGUUCAAGGCCACGCUUGUGGAGCUGGACCCUGGAGCUCCUCACUCCACUCCCCCUGCCUCCCCAGACAUAGACUCCCCCAACCAGUUCGACAUGGAUAGCCUUGUGGAUACCCUGAAGAGCAUGGGACCUUCCCUGAGGCCCAGGAGCAUGGGCCUACGUGCACCGCCCCAGGUCCUUGUCUCCUCUCUGCCUCCCAUCGUCGAGGAUGCUCCCAGCCCCGUUACCUCUCAUACCCCUGCCUACCUCACCAGUCCCACAAAGAAGAUGGAAACAAUAGGCACCCCUGCCGAGUCCUUCAAUGGAGUAAGCCUACUACCUGCUGACCUGGGACUGAAGAGGAGCUCCCCCAGAGACACUCGUUCACCCCUGGAAUUGAUGAAGCAGAGCCAGCAGGAUCAGCAGCCACAGUCUGGUGCAAGGGGCCUGAACUUGCCCAUGAGAGCAUCUGCUACCAACAGUAUUGUAAUUAGAAAAUCCUCAGACUCCUCCCCCGACGACUUAAAAUCCCCACUGCUUAAUGGAAACGGACUAUUGCCGUCUUCCAACACAGGCUCUCGCCUGGACAACAGUGUCAUCUUUGGAGGCUACAGGUCAUCAUCCAUGGAUCAGACAGUGGAAAAUGGAAAGUCCCCGCGCCCGCUCUACCGCAGUGGCUCGCUGCCAGAAACGGGGCUAACAGGUGAUCGCAUGAGCACUGGACUAAAAGAGGUCAGUGAACACAGCCCCGGGAAAGAACCAGUGGGUUCUCGCUUUGAGCGUUUCUCCUUCCUUUUGAAUUCCACAUCCUCUGCGUCAGGCUCCAUGACCGGAGCUGAAGACCCCAACGCUCGUAUAAGUCGGCCUCCACCACUUGGCAUCAGUUCACCACCCUCCAGCAACAGCCCCACACGCCUCCUCAGCCCCACAGGCUCCAUAGACCUUCACAGGCCUUUCACCACCCCAGACUCCCCCUUAUCUUUGUUUAGCCAGACACAGGGGAUGGGGAUGGGGAUGGGUGUAGGUACUGGGACACUGGGCACUCCCAUCCUGCAGAGGAGCUUCAGUGGUGAGGGCACCAUGGGGGUCCAGCAGACUUCAUUGUUCAACAGCGUGCAUGGAGGGUCUCAGUUCCAGAGCAAAGAACCUGAGCCUGAUAGGAAUUUAAUGUCGAAAUACAGAGCCUUCCCUGAUGCUUAUCUGACUAAAGAGAAGGAGCAUGGGAAGCUCAAUCCUCGUCCCGGAAAGAUGUACAUUUUUGAUCGCCCGGGGAUGUGCGGCCAGAGGAUCGAGGUGCGCAGUGAUGUCAUCGAUGCUACGCCCUGGGAGCUGCAGGAGACCAUCUCCAUCAGGGUCAUCAGAGGAGGAUGGGUGCUGUAUGAGAAACCCAACUUCAAAGGGGAGAAAAUCGCCUUGGAUGAGGGAGACAUCGAGCUCACCUACCCCUUCAACCCUCCAGAGGAGCAGCUGCAGAACGGACAGGAGGAGGGAGAAACAAAGGAUGAGCAGACAGAGACCAAACCAGCUAGGAGGUUCAUCAUCGGAUCUAUACGGAGAGCUGUCAGGGACUACAGCGUCCCAGAAAUCAGUCUUUUCCCAGAAGAAAACGCUGAGGGGAAGAAGGUCAUCUUCAGAGACACUUCUGAUGAUGCCAGGAUUUUUGGCUUCCCCGUUAAGGCCAACUCUAUCAUCAUUAACGCCGGGCUCUGGCUUGUAUACGGACAGCCCUUCUUCCAGGGAGUACCACGUGUCCUGGAGGUGGGGGGGUACUCCAACCCUGCAGCGUGGGGGGUGGAACAAGCCUAUGUGGGAUCAUUGCAUCCGCUCAAAGUAGGUGAACCAAGAGUGGAAAACGUGAGUGAACCGAAGAUGGUGAUCUACGACAAGCCGUACUUCUCUGGGAAAUCAAGGACUAUAACGGCUAACAUGAAAGACUUCAUGACCAGGACAGACAGACAGCAGAGUGUCUUUAUGUACAGUGUUGGUUCCCUUAAAGUACUGGGAGGAAUCUGGGUGGGCUACGAGAAGGAGGGUUUCCGAGGCCACCAGUACUUGCUAGAGGAAGGAGAGUACCACGACUGGAGGGUGUGGGGCGGCCGUGACGCUGAGCUGCGCUCUGUUAGGGUGAUACGAGCAGACCUGACAGACCCGUUGAUGGUGAUGUUUGAACAGCUAGAAGAAGAUCAAGAGGGAAUGCAGGAGAACACAUUCGAGGUGACCGAAGCCAUUCCCGAUGUCGAGCUGUUUGGGUACAAAACCUCCACGCGCUCCAUCCACGUACUCAGCGGGGCAUGGAUAGCCUACUCUCAUGUGGACUUCUCCGGGGACCAGUACAUCUUAGAGAAAGGGUUUUACAAUAACUGUGCUGACUGGGGCUCUCAGGACACUCGCAUCUGCUCGGUGCAGCCCAUCCUGCUGGCUCCAGGUGACAACACCAGGUCCAGGAGUGAGAUAAUACUUUACUCUGAGCCAGAUUUUCAGGGCGAGUGCCACAUCUUUGACCGCAACCAGGAUGAAGUGUCAGAAAAAUACAUCAUCAAGUCCUGCCGAGUGGUGGGAGGAAGCUGGGUGGUCUACGACAAUCAGCAGUACUCUGGGAACAUGUAUGUCCUAUCUGAAGGGGACUACCCCAAUUUAACCAGCAUGGGAUGCCCCCCCAACUACACUGUCCGUUCUGUCAAGGUCGUACCAACGACAUUCUCAGUUCCCUCCAUCUCCCUGUUUGGCCUCGAGUGUCUGGAGGGCCGAGAGAUCACCACAGAGAAUGAGAUCCUCAACAUGGCCGAAGAGGGUUUGAACAACCACAUCCUGUCUGUCAGAGUCAACAGCGGCUGUUGGGUGAUAUGUGAACACAACAACUACAGGGGGCGCCAGUUCCUUCUGGAAUCGAUUGAAAUCACCAACUGGCCAAAGUUCAGCUCACUACAAACUAUUGGCUCAAUGUAUCCAGUCAGACAGAAGCGCCAGUUCUUCCACAUCAAGAACAAAGAGAGCGGCCACUUCAUGUCCGUGCAGGGCGGUGUGGAGGAGAUGAAGUCAGGGCGAGUGGUGGCGACCGCAGAGGUGGAGCCGAUGAGCGACAUCUGGUUCUAUCAGGACGGCCUCAUCAAGAACAAGUUGUCCCCAACCAUGAGUCUUCAGGUGAUGGGCAACGUAGAGCCAGCAGCCAAGGUGGUUAUGUGGACAGAGACUCGGCAGCCUGUCCAGACCUGGACAGCCAAGAUGAGAGGCCUCAUCACGAGCCUUACCUUCGCCGGCAUGGUCCUGGAUGUCAAAGGUGGCAAAACGUACGACAAGGAGCACGUGGUGAUAAUGCCGGAGAAUGACGAGAGGCCAAGCCAGCAGUGGGAGAUAACGUUGCUAUAAAAAUCUCAUCUUCUUCUUUACUCAGCUUUCCUAAUUAGUAAUAAUAUCCCUUCAACACUCUGAGAACUGCUGCCACUGCCUUAUGAUGUAACUUAUUUCAGUGCCUGUAAUAUUUUCUCUACUCUGAACUCCAUGAUCGUAUCACUGUAAACAUUCAAGGCCUGAAAAAAGCUGCAGCAGACAGUUUGGUGCUUUGCAAACUUUUGUGUUUCUGUUCGUCUGUACUCUUGUAAUCAAAUGAUUCCAUUUUCUCCAAGUCAGUGAAAGACUUUAUGUCUGCAAGGACUCCAACAAAGAGAACUGUAAGUGCCUUUACCUGCUACAGCGGCUGGUGUCAUCACAGGAGUUGGAUCACAAGCAAGAUUCAAUGUAUUUCUGAGGAUGUACUGAGCUACUGUAUACAGUACACGCCCAGCAUGGACAGACCCCUUCCAUUGUAUCCACUGAUCAAAGGGAUGGUUUGACCUACUCCACGACUUUGACCUUUAUCUGACCCCUUGUCAACAAUUUGGGUAUUCAGACACGAGUUUCCUUGUUUGAAUGAUUCCAGGCUCAUGCAAAUUCUCUGACUGUAGAAGCAGCUGUAGUUUUAUACCUUUGUUUACAAUGGAGCAAACCAAGUUUUAAUUGCUUCCUGGAGAGAACAUCACAUGGCUGCCAGUGCUUUAUAUAGACAGUGGAAGAAUGAAGCCGAAAGAAUGUGCAGUAUGCAAGAAAUGUGCAUUAUGCUUUUUUUUAGAAAAAAUGAUAUAUAUAUAUAUAUGUAUCACCGUUUGUUUUAUGGGAAGUGUUGCAGUUGUGUAAACAGUCUAUUACAUUACAUGCUGCAGUGCAAUGAAAGGGGUUGUAUGUGUACAGUGUCUGUUAUGUUACUCUGUCUUGUUGUAUUUUUGUUGUCAGAAUCUGUUACCUGCAUCAGCUGUAUGUUUAAUAUUUGAUACUAAAGAUAUAAUGUCUAUUGUGAUGUAAAAGGGAGUGGUGUUAAGAUAUCGAAAACAAAAAUAAAUGAUGUUAAAUUAAAACAAAGCUUA
Seriola dumerili (greater amberjack) is the source of this 4781-nucleotide messenger RNA. RefSeq names its product beta/gamma crystallin domain-containing protein 1-like (gene crybg2). Lineage: Eukaryota; Metazoa; Chordata; Actinopteri; Carangiformes; Carangidae. Bases 1 to 3750 code for a protein of 1249 amino acids. The record is from RefSeq and is a predicted model, not a curated record. The transcript has 20 exons.